Messenger RNA from Oppiella nova, 1902 nucleotides. The record is from the annotation of a GenBank genome assembly. Lineage: Eukaryota; Metazoa; Arthropoda; Arachnida; Sarcoptiformes; Oppiidae.
AUGGAUCAAACAUACGCUGAGCCGACGGUCAUAAUCGCUAAGCAAUCGAAUAUUCCGGCCACUAAAAUGCAAACACUGUUUGCCAUACAAUACAUCAAAACCACCAAUACAGCCUAUGAUGAUCGCAUUAAAUGGGUUAAUUUAGGGCUCAAUAAGUAUAAAACAGAUUUUGCAAACUCUGCGAUAUCACUGUUCACUUUUACGUCGGGUACGGAUACUGAUAUUUACGAUCAGUAUAAUGGAUGGCAGUCCGCCGAAGUAUUGGAUAUUUUGAAACCACCUACUAAGACCGCAGAACUCAUGGACUUUGAAUACGUUUUGAACCACGGAAACGCUUUAUUCACUAAUAGGGACAAAGGGGGCACCUUUAUCAUUGUAAUCGGUGGACCCGGGAUCAAGACAGCCAAUAGUGUGGACAAAGUGAACAAACUGGCCGUACAGUUGAGGGAUAAGGGCAUCAAAUUGAAUAUAAUUGUCUUCCCCUUUGAUUCGCACGACAACAGAGUGUUUGCGUCUCCGCUCUUCCAAACGGCCGCAUCCGUGACGAGUGGACGGGUAGUCUACGUGCGCGAGGACUCAUCGGCCGCUCGCACGGCCCACCAAUUUAUCAAAGCUUUCGGCAGUCUUACCGAUGAUUACCAGAUAAUCGAUGAGAAAUAUAUCGACUCUUCGGGCGAAAAGCCAAUUGACUUCAAGUUUAGUGUCGAUAGGAGCCUGUCGUCAAAGAGUGCCAGGGUCUAUUUUAUACGCACAGACACCGGUUCCUCGUACAGCAAAUUAACUGACCAUAAACUAAAACUGCCUACGGGUAGAUCUAUUGAGAACUUUGUAUCAAGAGGCUCUUUUCUCGAGGGCUUUAUUGUGAAAGAUAUAUCGGAUGACGAUUUAUCGGGUGAAUGGCAGCUGAGUGCCAAUCGCGACGAUACCAGUGUGCCGGUGAUAGCUGUGGCAGAGUUUGCCACCAAUUCAGUGGACGACACCGUUAUUAAGGCUCAGUGUUUGCUCAAUACGCAAGUGUUUAAUCCGAAGACCGACACUAAUAGGCCGGUCAUGGCUUACGUCAACAUCCAUAAGAAACUGGACGAACUCAUAGCCAAUGUUUCGGUCAAAUUGAGUGUCAUUUAUGAUGCAAAGGGAAGUCAACCGAAAGUCAUCGAUAUGUAUGACGACGGGUCGGGCGCACCGGACAUCACGAAAGGCGACGGAAUAUUCUCCAACUAUAUCACAGACAUAGGAAACCAGGGCUACUGGACGGUCAGCGCCGAGAUUACAAACAUUGAGAGUACGGUCGACUUCACCACAAACUUCGGCAGCACUUCUCUGCCAAAGACGUCCAGUGAUAGCGCCUGUUGUGGCUCACGAGUGGACGGGAAAACAACGCCAUUUCCGUUAAGUGUAACCAAAUUGAGCCGAAAGUUAGAGUGCGGCACACUUUUCGUAACUAAUAAGGACGAGAAUCGCGAAUACCCGCCCAAUCCGGUCAGGGAUUUGAGGGUAGAGUCGGUUGAGUACGAGAACCGGACUAUUAAUCUGUUGUGGACAGCGUCGGGAGGGGACUACACUACAGGCUUUACCGACAUGUAUACGAUCAAAGCCUUCCAUCAAAAGGAUAACCACGAAGAGGACGAAAAACAGCUGCAAGAGAUCAGAACCAAGUUUAACAACUUGCACAGCGCCGACAUCAGCGUUACCUUCGAUACUAUGGCUGACCGUUACGGCAAAGAGCAGAGAUGUCAGAUCCGGUUCAAUACGGACACCGGAGGCGUGUAUUACGUGGCUCUCAGGGCGAAAGACACCGACAAAUACGAGAGUGUUGUGUCCAAUGUAGUGCUGGCUUAUAUCAAAAGUAAUGUAAUCAUUCAGAGCACAACCGCUUUUGCAAAUGAUGUUAGCAUAUAUCAA